AUGUCUCUAGACAUAAAGAAAACGCUCCAACAGGAGUUCAACUCGUUCAAAACACCGCCAACCAAAGAGGUAGCUCCAGUGCCCCAGGUCGGCGCACAGGCUCCCGAGUCGCCACAGCUCAUCCUACCCCGUGACAAGCCAAGCAUUAUCUUCUUCCUACGCCAUUGUGGCUGCGCCUUCGCAGAGAAGGCCUUCCGGUCUCUGACCAAGUUCUCCUACAAGCACCCAGAGAUCCACUGCGUGGCCGUCUCGCACUCGUCCCGCGAAGCCACGGACGCCUGGGUCGUGCAGGUGGGCGGCGAGUGGGAGGUCGACGUGGUCGUCGACGAGGGGCGGGAUCUCUAUGCGCAAUGGGGGCUCGGCCUGUCCUCGUACUGGCACACGAUGGGCCCCAAGGCCGUCUACUCGGCGUACCGCCUCGGCGUGGAUGAGGGCGUCUGGAACAGGGCUACCGAGUCCGGCUCGAGAUGGCAGACGGGCGGCGCUUUCGCCGUCGAUGAGAAUGGCAUCGUCAAGUGGUCGCAGCCGGCCAGGAACGCGGACGACGUGCCUGAUCUGAAGCAGAUCUCGGAGGCCCUGCAGCCCCCAGCGCCGAGUUCGUAA
This is a messenger RNA of Phaeoacremonium minimum UCRPA7, 603 nucleotides long. Its product is annotated as putative alkyl hydroperoxide reductase subunit c thiol specific antioxidant protein. NCBI's taxonomy places the organism in Eukaryota, Fungi, Ascomycota, Sordariomycetes, Togniniales, Togniniaceae. The record is from RefSeq and is a predicted model, not a curated record. The transcript has 2 exons. The coding region runs from base 1 to 603 and encodes 200 amino acids.